GUCCAAAGCCGUCCAAUGAUCAUUCAUCACGGGACGCACGCUCUGCCCAUCUAUUCCCGUCCUUGUCAAUCGUGCUGCAGAGCCAUCUUCUCUCGCCUUCUUCUGUCCCCAUGCCUCGGCAGCGAAUGCCGUAUAUAAGAACUCGGGUCAUUAGCAGGGAUGGUGAGGGCAUCACCGCGUCGUCCAUCCCCAACCUGUUCGCUUUCGUGCAGGAGCUCUAGAGCACACACAGUGGCCAUAGCUUCACGUCCACACACGCAGUCUUAUCAUGUCCUUUGUGCUCCUCACGCUCGCGCUCGCCGGCCUUGCUGCUGCCUCUCCGGCUCCCAUCCGCCGCCAGAGCAUUACCGCACUCGGCCAGUCCACGAUUGACGGCUUCACGCCGUACACGUGGUACGCCUCCGCCGGAUACUGUGCACCUAGUGCAACGCUCGCCUGGAACUGCGGUACGAACUGUGACAACAACCCCUCCUUCGAGCCAAUCGCGUCAGGCGGCGACGGCGACUCGGUGCAGUACUGGUACGUCGGGUACGACCCGACGCUCGGCGAGAUCAUCGUCGCGCACCAGGGCACGGAUCCGUCCGAGUUCGAGUCGGACCUCACGGACGCGGACUUCUUCCUCGAGCAGCUCAACACCAACUCGACGCUGUUCCCGGGCGUCAGCGACUCGAUCGAGGUGCACAACGGGUUCUUGGCGGAGCAGGCGCUCACUGCCGACGCGGUCCUCGCCGCCGUCCAACAAGGCAUGUCCCAGUACUCCACCACCGCCGUCACACUCGUCGGCCACUCGCUCGGCGCCGCCCUCUCUUUACUCGACUCCGUCUACCUGCCCCUGCACCUCCCCUCGGGCACGUCGUUCAAGACGCUCAACUACGGCCUCCCGCGCGUGGGCAACCAGGCGUUCGCGGACUACGUCGACGCGAACCUCCACCUGACGCACAUCAACAACGAGGAGGACCCGAUCCCCAUCGUCCCGGGUAUGUUCCUCGGGUUCGUGCACCCCGCCGGCGAGGUGCACAUCGAAGACGUUGGCGAGUGGGCGAGCUGUCCUGGCCAGGACAACCCAAGCACGCAGUGCAUUGUCGGUGACGUGCCCAACGUUUUCGAUGGCACGUUGAGCGACCACGACGGACCCUAUAAUGGUGUCACCAUGGGUUGCUGAUGGAAUAUUUGUUGUUCUAAAUCUGGGCAUACUCUUUUUUUCUUGGUUAACAGGUGGAAGCUUUUACCGAUACUUCGUGUAACAUAUGUAUUGGUGGUGUCUCUUGUACUCAAGUGGUUCGUUGUCUCCAUUGUAGACCUGAAUGUAUUAUUAUUUCGCG
Messenger RNA from Coniophora puteana RWD-64-598 SS2, 1322 nucleotides. RefSeq names its product lipase. The record is from RefSeq and is a predicted model, not a curated record. The coding region runs from base 269 to 1162 and encodes 297 amino acids. The transcript has 4 exons. Gene Ontology annotation, biological process: lipid metabolic process. NCBI's taxonomy places the organism in Eukaryota, Fungi, Basidiomycota, Agaricomycetes, Boletales, Coniophoraceae.